AUGGAAACCCCUAAGGGUAAAGAACAUAUCAAAGCCGUAACCGUGUUGAGUGAGGAUAAUUCGAGAGUCAAUAAUCACACAAAUGAAAACGCUGAAAAAUUGACCCAUCAAAACGAGGUUUCACAUGCUUUUGAUAUGCCAAAUUUUCCAAUUUUGAGUCCUCUCAAUGGAGAAACUCAAAAUUCAUUUUUUGUCCAGAAAACAGUCCCUGCAUUUACUUCCAUCACUACACAGCUCUCAGCUCAAACUUCCCAUAGUGGGAAGAUUGUGCCCACUGUCCAACCAAAAAAAUCCAUUCAACCAACUCCAUAUUUGCAUAAUUUACCUUUUCCAGAAAGAAUGAAAACCAAAAAUGUGGACGAGCAAUUUAAGAAGUUUUUGGACAUCUUUAAGCAACUCCAUAUUAACAUACUUUUGGUAGAAGCUCUUGAGCAAAUGCCAAGCUAUGUUAAAUUUUUGAUAGACAUUCUGAAUAAAAAGAGAAGGUUGAAUGAAUUUAAAACGGUUGCUUUGACCAAAGAAUGUAGUGCACUUCUUACAUGUAAAAUUCUUCCAAAGUUAAAAGACCCGGGAAGUUUUACCAUCCCAUGUUCUAUAGGAGGAAAAGAAGCAGGUCAUGCCCUAUGUGAUUUGGGGGUAAGCAUUAAUCUUAUGCCAUUGUUAGUUUUUAACAAACUAGGAAUAGGAGAAGUCCGUCCGACUACCGUGAAUUUACAAUUGGCGGAUAGGUCCAUUGCUUAUCCUAAGAUUAAAAUAGAGGAUAUUUUGGUCCAAGUCGAUAAAUUUAUUUUUUCGGCCGAUUUUGAAGUUUUGGAUUAUGAAGCUGACAAGAAUGUCCUGAUCAUUUUAGGUCGACCUUUUCUUACAACUGAGAGAACAUUAAUCGAUGUGCAAAAAGGGGAGUUAACCAUGAGAGUAAGUGAUCAGGAAGUGAAAUUCAAUGUAUUUAGUUCCCUUAAAUUUCAUGGAAAGGUAGGUGAUUGUUCAGUCAUCUCUGCUUUAGGUGAAGAUCUAGAGAUAAAUUUGAUUGACACUCCCUACAAAAGUGAUAUUGGGGAAAAUUUUGAGAACAUAAUGGAAGAAAAUGUUGAGUUGGAAGAUUUAGAAGAUCUAGCGGCAUUUGAACAACUUGACUUUAAGGACAUAAUUGUCCAAGCACCAUCCAUAGAGCAAGCCCUGGAGUUAGAAUUAAAGUCACUCCUCAGUCACCUUAAGUAUGUUUAUCUUAUGGAGAAGGAAAAAUUACCCGUAAUUAUUUCUUCAAAGUUAAGUAAUGAACAAGAAUUAAGGUUGAUAGAGGUGUUGAAAGCUCACAAAAGAGCCAUAGGCUGGACCAUUGCCGACAUUAGAG
Molecule: messenger RNA, 1351 nt
Organism: Cynara cardunculus var. scolymus (artichoke)
Lineage: Eukaryota; Viridiplantae; Streptophyta; Magnoliopsida; Asterales; Asteraceae
Exons: 1
Source: RefSeq, a predicted model, not a curated record